ACACAGACUGAAACACUGAGAGUGAACACGAUCCUGAUGAGAGAGAAGGAGAAGGUUUUCAAGCUGGUUGAUCAAUACGUUGAGCUCACGGUCAUUUCUACUGUUCGAGAUCGGACACUGGUGGAACAUGAGCUGCUGGCAAGAGGCAAAGACCACGAGGAGUGGAGACAGAAACGUCUCCGCAGAGAGCUGGACAAAAUCCGGACUGAUCAACUGUUUCAGAAUACUAUCUCAUAUAGUCAUUGGGACAAAAUGAAAAGAUUCUUCACACCAUCAACUUCGGGAUGUUCAGCAGCCGUGGCCGGAGUCCCGGGGAUCGGGAAAACAAUAAUGGUACAAAAGAUUGUUUAUGACUGGGCCACGGGGAAAAUAUACCAACAGUUCCAGUUUGUCUUCAGUUUCAAAUUCCGGGAUUUAAACACCAUUAACUGUAGAAUAACCCUGAGGGAACUGAUUCUGGAUCAAUGUCCUUACUUUGGGAAUAUCCUGAGAGAGGUCUGGAAGAACCCAGAGGGAUUGCUGUUUAUAUUCGAUGGUUUGGAUGAAUUCAAACACAAAAUCGAUUUUGCUGACAGUCGGAGAGAUACAGAACCCAAACACCAGUGCCCAGAUCCUGAGUGGUGGUGUGAAGUGUCUGACAUUGUGUACAGUUUAAUCCAGGGCAAGCUGCUCCCAGGGUGUUCAGUGCUGGUGACCACCCGUCCCACUGCGUUACAUUUAUUGGAAAAGGCGGAUAUCAGAGUCUGGGCUGAAAUCCUGGGAUUUGUUGGUGAGGAACGGAAGGAAUAUUUCAACAGAUAUUUUGAAGAUCAGACGGUGGCAGCAGCAGUUUUCAAACACCUGGAAGAGAACGAGAUCCUGUACACCAUGAGCUACAACCCGUCUUACUGCAGGAUCCUCACUCUGGCACUGGGCCCCUUCUUCACACAAAGUGUCAGGGACCCACAGCGAAUUCCCAAGACCAUCACCCAACUAUAUUCCUACUAUAUUUACAACAUCCUGAAAAACCACGGCCGUGAGAUUGAGAAUCCCCGUGAUGUGUUACUCAGGGUUGGUCAGAUGGCCUUCAGAGGAGUGUUCGAGAGGAAGAUUGUGUUUACAGAUGGAGAUUUGAUCAAGUACAAUCUGCAGCCUUCCCAGUUCCUGUCCGGAUUCCUGAUGGAGCUUUUGGAGAGAGAUGAUUCUGCCCGGAUCGUGGUGUACACAUUCCCACACCUCACCAUCCAAGAGUUUGUAGCUGCAGUCGCACAAUUCCUGAAUCCACAUCCCGGGGAUAACCUGAAAUUCCUCACUGAAACCCAAAACAUGACCGAUGGGCGAUUUGAUGUAUUUCUCCGUUUUGUUGCUGGUCUCUCCUCCCCAAUGACAGCUCGGUGCCUGGAGGAGUUUCUGGGUCCAUUUCCUAAUGAAACAACCUGCCGGGUGAUUGACUGGGUGAAGGUCGAGGUUAAAUACCAGAGUGGAAACACGGUGAGUGAAGCUGGUAAAAGGAGCCUCCUGAACACAUUGCACUACCUGUUUGAGUCUCAGAAUCGUGGACUGGCUCAGGCCACACUGGGAUCUGUGGAAACACUUUCAUUCCGUAGAAUGACACUGACCCCAUUUGACUGUGCAGUCCUGUCUCAUGGCAUCGGACUCUGUGAUACGAUAAAACGCCUCGACCUUUUCGAAUGCCACAUUCAGUGUGAAGGAAUCCAGCGGCUGGGACCCGGGCUGCACAAAUGCCAGGAGCUGGGACUUGGGCGCAAUAAACUGGGAGAUUCAGGAGUGAAACUGGUGUCUGCGGCUCUGAGGAACCUGGAGUGUAAAAUACAGACACUGGAGCUGAUCCGUGUCGGUCUCACAGAUUCUGGUGCCGAGGAUCUCGUCUCGGCUCUCAGUACAAACCCAUCACUGACGGAGCUGAACCUGAGUGAGAAUAAACUUGGAGAUUCAGGAGAGAAACUGGUGUCUGCGGCUCUGAGGAACCCGGAGUGUAAAAUACAGAAACUGCAGCUGAGGGAUGUCGGUCUCACAGAUUCUGGUGCCAAGGAUCUCGUCUCCGCUCUCAGUACAAACCAAUCACUGUUUGAGCUGGGCCUGAGUGAUAAUGAACUGGGAAAUUCAGGAGUGAAACUGGUGUCUGCGUCUCUGAGGAACCCGGAGUGUAAAAUACAGAAACUGGAGCUGGAGAAGGUCGGUCUCACAGAUUCUGGUGCCGAGGAUCUUGUCGCCGCUCUCAGUACAAAACUAUCACUGACGGAGCUGGACCUGGGAUCAAACUCGUUCACACACCGAUCUGUCCCCGCUCUCCGCCGUCUCAUACUGACGCUCCCAAGUCUGGAGCGGAUCAAGCUGGACGAGAAUCAAAUCAGUUGGACUGCACAGAAAGAGCUGAGGUCUUUGCAGGAGCCCAGACCUGGACUGAGAGUGAUCCUGUGAACAUGUGAAUGUGUAUCUUUCCGCGAGAUGGAGACAGGGCGGCCAAUUUCCUGCCCACACUUAAACAAUAGUCCUUCCGUUUAAUAGCCACGCGCCAGGUUUACGUCCCAACGGUUCAAACGGACCCCAUCUCCAGCCUCUUGCUCUCUAACGUCAGAGAUGGUCUUUGAGACGUGUAAUUCCACCUCAGGUUCAGCGGCGUUGGUUUCGCCGGCUGUCCGGUCUGAGCGCUCCCCCAAGUGAGGUCCUGGAGAAAUACAGACACAAGAAAAGCAAGAGGUGGGUCUCAGAUUGGGAACCAGUGUACUGGGAUUGUUUGUCGGGGCAGAGAAUACUUUUGCUCACUCUGUUGAGGACAGUGCAUUCCGACAUCUGCCCGAUACAAUGACCACACCCGACUAGCCCUCGCCACAUCCCUACAAUCCAGCUCACUUGUGUAAGAAGGAAGAAGAUCCCAAUAAAGACAAAUGUAGGACCUGUUUAAUGAAAUCAUUGAAACAUAGAAAACCUGCAGCAUUAUACAGGCCACUCGCCCUCAAAGCUGUGCCGAACAGUUCACUAUCUUAGAACAACCUAGGCCUACCCAUAGACCUCUAUUUUUCUAAGCUCCGUGUAGCCGUUCAGAAGUUUCGUAAAAGACCCUAUCGUUUCCACCUCCACCACCGUCGACGGCAGGCCAUUCCAUGCACUCGCCACUCUCUGCAUUAAAAAAAAACUCACCUGACUUCUCCAUCAGGGGUACGUUGUGGGCCAGGUCAAAGUGGGAGGAUUGUGUGACACUGAUUUGAAGAAGCACAAGAGAGAUGAUUUCCCACUGUUCAAACCCGAACACAGGUGCCAAGAUAGGCAAGUGUUGCGCCUCGUUAAUGAAGGCGUGGGCCAUCUCCAAGUGGCAGGAUUGCGUGACACUGGAUCUUGAUGAUGAAAGGAAGAAACGCAGGGAGGAUACAGAGUUACGCUGAGAAAUGGGACUGUCACUCAUUCAACCUGUCACUUAUUGUCGCCGGUCAGUUAAUUGUUUGUGACUGUGAGUGAGUUGGGAGCUGCUUAUUUAUUCCCGCACUUUAACAGGUCAAACAUUGUUGAAUUUACAUUUGUCAU
This is a messenger RNA of Hypanus sabinus (Atlantic stingray), 3522 nucleotides long. Its product is annotated as NACHT, LRR and PYD domains-containing protein 3-like. The record is from RefSeq and is a predicted model, not a curated record. NCBI's taxonomy places the organism in Eukaryota, Metazoa, Chordata, Chondrichthyes, Myliobatiformes, Dasyatidae. Gene Ontology annotation, molecular function: protein binding. The transcript has 6 exons. Bases 37 to 2421 code for a protein of 794 amino acids. Gene Ontology annotation, cellular component: cytoplasm.